This is a messenger RNA of Saccostrea echinata, 2218 nucleotides long. RefSeq lists its product as uncharacterized. Bases 355 to 954 code for a protein of 199 amino acids. The transcript has 4 exons. Lineage: Eukaryota; Metazoa; Mollusca; Bivalvia; Ostreida; Ostreidae. The record is from RefSeq and is a predicted model, not a curated record.
CUCCAAUGCGUUGUCAGCAGUGUACUGAUAGCUUCGUUCGAUUUCUGUCCUUUGGAUUUUCCGACACCACAGAAAAGGGACAAGCGCUUAUAAGCUCUACCACAGAGGAUAGCACCUAUGGCUUGCUUCAUGCCGAGUUCUUGUCAUGGACUUUUAUUCACGUUCCUUCAUCAGUGGAAUCCAUGAUUAGUUGACUCAUGUUUAAACACUGAUAAAAAUAUUUGUUUUGUACAUGAAGGUGUUCUACGGCGUCGUGUGUCAUUUAAAUGUAUUAAAUUGUAGGUGCAUGUGAUGAAACGGUAGCAUUCGCUUACCUUUGACAGACCACAUUUGGCGUUUAAUUCAGGAAACAGCAUGAGAUUUCCAUGCAAAGGAUGUUCAUUUUUGGAUUAUCUGCUUAACAUAUCUGUGCUCGUAAAGAUGCUAGCAUUCACCUGUCAUUUAUCCAAAACAGAUGCAAAUGCUUGCACUGGGACCUGUGAAGACAAGUUCUUUGAUAUGCAAAGAGGAUGUAAUGAUUAUGAGACAAAGAUGACGAAAUAUGAUAACUUUAAACAAAGCACAGAAUUAUGCCGAAGCCUUGUUGAUUUUCUAUUGUGUGUUGGGAAUGUGGCUCCGAUGUGUUUAGAUAAAAUGAUGGAACUUAAGUCCCCUUUGUUCCAAAGCCCUUAUGAUUGUCAUAUCACGGACGAGGACUUGACUAAAAUUCAGAGGUAUAAAUCUUGUAAACACCUCACGACAUCUACUGCCGCCAAUAGUAUAGAUCCUUCCACUGUAGCUAGCCAAAGUUAUGAACCGAACACAAAAUCUUUUUCUGUUACAUUCCAAACCUCGAGCCCAACCAAUCAGCACCAGAAGGAAUCAAACUCUUCCAAAAAAUUAUAUGUCAAUCUUCAGACACUGGUGAUCGCCUGGCUGUUGUAUUUUGGUGUAGUAGAUAGAACUAUACGUUAAAUGUUUCAAAAUUUCUUAUCUGUACUUGUUUCAAUGAUUUAAACUUGACCAAGACUUGAGUGGGACAAAUAGCAGUUGCUCUUAUAAGUAUAGCUAGAUUGUGUCAAUGAUUUAAAGAAGAACAAAUUGAAGAAGAAAGAACUAAUGCAGACAUUUUCUUCAUCUGUAAAUUAGAAAUGCAUACAUAUUUAAAAUGCUUGCAAAAUCCUUGUUAUAAUGUUAAAAUUGAAUACUGUUUUGUUUUCAAACAUUGGUGUGAAAAAUAAUUUAGAUAUCAGAUAAAAAUGAGGUGAAGAAAUUAAACUACUUCUUGAAUGUGGAUCAAAGAUGAUUUCUUAAUAGAAAAAAAUAACUAAUCAAAAUCGUAUGCAGUAUAUAAAAGCAAAAAUUCCAUAUUUGUAAAGUUUUUUAAAUUCAAUAUUUCUUAUUACUUGAAAAAUUUAUGCAUAUACACAAUUUUCGAUAUUUUCCCCCCAGGAAUCUGUUAACUUUAAUUACAUUAAUAGAAAGUACUUUGAAAAUUUGAUGGAAAUUUUGUGCGCGUUUUAAGAUCUUCAAAAUUUGAAUCUUGCAAUAUGCAUGAAAGACCUUACCUGAUUCUGUUGUGCCACCAUCGAAAAAUGUUAGCUAACAAUUCUGUUGUUUUAUCGAAUUUUCAGUUGUAAAAAAUGCAAAAGCGAUUUCUUGCGCUUUGUUCUGAGAUGUCAUAUGCGCGACUCCUCUGAGUGAUACAUAAUACAUAAAAUUUUAUUUUUUUCCACAAAAACUACCGAAGCCUUGUACUUAUAUAGAGAGCUUUGGAAGUCGUUGCGCAUAUGACGUCAGUGUACCAUGUGACUAUCAAACGAAUAAACUCAAAGGAAGUCGAUACCUGGCAAUUAGACACGAUAAAAAGUUUAUUUCUCAAAUCAUUCCUCAUCAAGGCAAUCGGUGGAUUUUUCUGUUAAAGUCAGUACAUAAGCGUACAUUUGUCAUAUUUUUUAAAUUAUAAGUACAAGUCCUUUAAGUUCUAGUCUUUAUUAACAUAUAAUAUUUGUUUGUUUGUUCAGAAAAUGCAAGGGUAAAUUUAUAAUUAUAUAGGAACAUUCAAUUUGUUAUCUUAUUUUCUCACAAUCUUGUUAUCUUUUUGGAGUUUUGUUGUGUAGUUUGGUUUUGUGCAGAAAGUUAAUUUGUUUAAAAAAUAUCACUUUUAAUUAAUCAUUAAUUUGUACAUUCCAGUCUUUUGAAAGUUUAUAUAUACAUUGAUAGGAGUUGUGCAUUUUUU